Diversispora eburnea is the source of this 1944-nucleotide messenger RNA. The record is from the annotation of a GenBank genome assembly. NCBI's taxonomy places the organism in Eukaryota, Fungi, Glomeromycota, Glomeromycetes, Diversisporales, Diversisporaceae.
AUGUCUUUACAAACCUUGUUUGGUGGGUUAAAAUUAUUGAAGCAAACUAAGACACAUGUCCCUUUUACAAAUUCGAAUCUCAGCUCAGUGUUGCGAAGUAAAUGUACGGGAGAACUUUCAUUAUGUUUUCAAAAGUCUCGCAGUUACACUUCAUUAAAUGCAUUAAAAUUUGCACUGUUAUAUCCCAAUUCACGGAAUUCGAAUUUUGGUUCCACGCAUACUUUAUUCCGCUUUAAUAACAUACGUAAUUUUGCAAUGAGAAGAAGUAUGGAGAGACGCAUAUACAAUCAGGAGGAGGAGGAAUUAAUUGAAGAGGAAGAACCUGUUGAGACGGAAAUUGAAUCUAAUAAUGUUUCUCAAGAAGAAUACGUACCUGCUCGGUUUGAUGAUAUCACUGCAAUUUCACCUAAAACUCAAAAGGCUUUACGAGAAGAAUUUCGAUAUACCACUAUGUCAAAAGUUCAAGAUGCUGUUUUAUCACAAUCCCCGAUUGAAUGCGAUUUAUUCGUAAAAGCUAAAACAGGAACUGGUAAAACACUAGCCUUCCUUAUACCUGCGAUUGAUACAAUGCUCCGUUUAAAUCCAAAAAAUGAUGGCAAAACGGUUCAAAUUAUGAUCCUUUCUCCUACUCGCGAAUUAGCGCAGCAAAUUGCUGCUGAGGCAGAAAGACUUACACGUUUCUAUGACUUUAGAGUUCAUUGUUUAGUAGGUGGUGAAAAAAGAGAUAUACAAAUAAGGAGAUUGAUGCAAUACAGAGCAGAUAUUGUUGUUGGUACCCCUGGUAGAGUUGAGGAUUUAUUACAAAGUCUGCCUCAUUUUAAGAGACAAUGCAGAGAGGUUAAAACUUUGAUUCUUGAUGAAGCGGACCAAUUGUUGGAUAUGGGAUUCCGGGAUGCUAUUGAAAGAAUUAUUGGCUAUUAUCCGAGGGAUCGUCAAACUUUUCUAUUUUCGGCAACUGUUUCACCUCAGAUUCGUCAAAUUUCAAAAUUUGCACUUAAACCAGAUUAUACUUUUAUUGACACAGUCGAUCCUAAUGAUGUAAACACAAAUACUCAUAUAAAACAAUCGUAUUCAAUUGUUCCAUAUGAUUCUCAACCCUUCGUUAUCCGAAAAGUUAUCAAUGAACAUAGGAAAACCCAUAAAAAUGGAAAAAUUAUUAUGUUUUUGCCAACAAAAACGGGAACCAUACUAUACUCAAGUUACUUAAGAAGUCUUGGCGAUAUGGAAGUUUUUGAACUUCAUUCGGGAAAGAGUCAAGAUGUGCGUACCAGAGUAUCAAAUAAAUUCAGAAAUGCUAAAAGUGAUGCUAUCCUUGUUACCUCAGAUGUAUCUGCACGUGGUGUAGAUUAUCCAGGGGUUACUUUAGUACUUCAAAUUGGUGCUCCAUCUUCACGGGAACAAUACAUCCAUCGUCUUGGACGAACUGGUCGUGCAGGCAAAGAAGGAGAGGGUAUAUUGCUUUUGGCACCUUUUGAAAAGGGUUUCAUGCGAAAUAUUGAAGACUUACCAUUACAGCCAGUUGAAGGUAUUACUGAAGACAAUGACAAUAAUACAGAUCGAAGGGUUGAGGAAGCAAUUCAAAGGCUUGACAUGUUUGAGGUUAGAACCGCAUGUAUGUCUGCUCUCGGUUACUACACAGGAAAACUCAGUACGCAUUUCAUCAGGAAAGAUGAUCUGAUAGAUUCAGUUAUGGAUUUAGGCCGAUCUUUUGGUACAGAAGUAAAGAUAAGUCCUGCAGCAUUGUCUAGGAUUGGAAUUAAUCCAGGUGGUCGUGGAGGAGGUAGACCUGGAGGAGGUGGUAAAUUUGGUGAUCGUGCACCAGGUCGAUUUGGUGACAGGAAGUCCUUUGGACGUUUUGACGAUGAUUCGCGGCCUCCAAGAUACUCAUUUGAUCGAAACAAUCGUUUUUCACAACGUGAAUCCCGUGACCGUUAUAAAUACUGA